AUGACUAAGUCGUUCUCAUUCAAAAUUGUACGAUAUGUUGGUCCACAUGCAAGCAAUUGUUUAGGAGACAUAACAUGUGGAGACCAUCCUCUCAUUUCAUCAGAUUUCGUUGCUGAUCUUAUCGAGGAUUUCAUUAGGACUGAUCCUUCAUUCAAAGUUCAGUCCAUCCUUACUUUUGUGAAGAACCAAUAUCAAUUUUCAAUAACAUAUAAGAGAGCUUGGUUAGCAAAACAAAAGGCAAUCAGCAAUAUUUUUGGUGAUUGGGAGAAGUCGUAUCAAGAGUUACCGAGGUACUUGCAAGCCUUGAAAGAGUCCAAUCGAGGCACUGUCGUUUACUGGAGUACGAUCCCAACACAAGAUCCUACUACGCACAUCUUUAGGAGGGUCUUCUGGGCCUUUAAACCCUCCAUUUCCGGAUUCCGUCAUUGUCGGCCUCUUAUCACUAUAGAUGGUACUCACUUGUACGGGAAAUACAAAGGCAAAUUAUUGAUUGCUAUGGGAACAGAUGCUAAUUUCCAGCUAUUCCCACUUGCCUUUGCUGUUGUGGAGGAAGAAAGCACGGAGGACUGGUCUUGGUUUUUAGCUUGCAUUAGACGUUCCGUCACAGAUAGAAAGGAUCUGUGUGUCAUCUCUGAUCGUCAUAGGGGUAUCCUUGCAGCUAUGAAUGAGCCUGGUAGUGGUUGGGAGGAACCAUAUGCACAUCACCGCUUUUGUGUGCGUCAUCUUGCUUCGAACUUGAAUUCGAAGCAGAAAAGGAAGUUUUUGUACUAUAUGGAUCGAAUUGGCUCCAUUAAUGUCGAGGCAGCUAGAUAUCUGUUGGACAUUCCCCUUCAUCUAUGGUCUCUACAUCAUGAUGGUGGGUGUAGAUAUGGUGUGCAAACCACCAACAUGUCUGAAGUGUUUAAUGGUGUCCUAAAAGGAGCAAGAUGUCUACCGAUCACUGCUUUGGUAAGAAUGACAUUUUAUCGUGUCAAUUCUUAUUUUGCUACAAGGAGAGAAUUAGGUAGAAAAAGACUUGAGGAAGGCCAUGAUUAUAGCCCGAAGGCGACUAACAUCAUUGAAAAGAACAUGGAGAAGGCAGGUGCUCAUGAGGUGAUUGUGUUUGAUUAUGAGCGAGGGCUAUUUGAGGUCACUACUGGUCGUGGAGACCGUAUUGCGGGAAAGGUGGAAAGAAACACACGGUUAACUUAA
This is a messenger RNA of Beta vulgaris subsp. vulgaris (sugar beet), 1191 nucleotides long. RefSeq lists its product as uncharacterized. The coding region runs from base 1 to 1191 and encodes 396 amino acids. Lineage: Eukaryota; Viridiplantae; Streptophyta; Magnoliopsida; Caryophyllales; Amaranthaceae. The record is from RefSeq and is a predicted model, not a curated record. The transcript is spliced from 2 exons.